AUGGUGAAUUACUACAAAGUACGGGGGAUGCCACAAAAUGCUUCCUCCUCUGAUAUUAAGAAGGUUUAUCACCAGUUAGCUCUUCGGGUCCACCCAGACAAGAACCCAGAAAACCGGGAGGCAGCUGAGGAGAAGUUCAAUCUAGUAGCAGAGGCCUAUGCAGUCUUGUCUGGUGCCGAGAAACACAACAACUAUGACAAGUCCAGAAGGAAUUGCAUCAAAAGGGAAAACAGAGGAGAUGGUGGGAACAAGGACUACUUGAAGGGGGAACUGUGGUUCGAGAGGCCACACUGUGGCUUUCAAAAUGUCUUUGAAGAUAAAGAGCCCUUCUCAGGAGACUCUUUUCCCAGUGGCCGUGUGGGUAGGGCCAGGAGGUUCCACUCCUUCUUCUUUUAUGUGACCCCCAUACUGGACACAGGAUUUUCCACUUUUGUAUCCCUGGGCUCUGGACCAAAUUCCCCUUCCUCUGCGACAUUUGUACCUUUUGUAAGCAGUGGAAUGGGAAACUUCAACCUGGUCACCACUUGUAGCCAGAUAGUGAAUGGCAAGGAAGUUGUUAUAAAGAAAGUUCUAGAAAAUGUGAGGCGGAAGACUGAAGUGGGAAAAGAACGCCUGUUUCAUCGGAUUCCUCCACGCCACUGGUAAGGAGUUGCUGCCGUGUUCUUCCAUGGGGAGACUUUGCUGUGAGGCUGGUGAGUCUGAUGCUUAUCAAAGACAGAACUGGAAUCUGAGAGUAUGUUGAACUGGAAUGGACAGGGGUUAGCUUAGUACAAAUUUCUCAUUUCACAGAGGGAGGGAAUAAUGGGCCGGAUGCUCCACAGGAACUAGGA
Messenger RNA from Balaenoptera acutorostrata (minke whale), 830 nucleotides. Its product is annotated as dnaJ homolog subfamily B member 6-like. Gene Ontology annotation, cellular component: endoplasmic reticulum membrane; cytosol. Gene Ontology annotation, molecular function: ATPase activator activity; Hsp70 protein binding. The record is from RefSeq and is a predicted model, not a curated record. Lineage: Eukaryota; Metazoa; Chordata; Mammalia; Artiodactyla; Balaenopteridae. The transcript has a single exon. Gene Ontology annotation, biological process: positive regulation of proteasomal ubiquitin-dependent protein catabolic process; protein refolding. The coding region runs from base 1 to 645 and encodes 214 amino acids.